AUGGAAGGGGUCCAAGCCCUGGAUGAGAAUGUCAGAAGCGCAGCAGGGUGGAGAUUCCAGGCGAACAAGCUCUUGCUGGUGGCCGCCGGGGUCCAGGGGCUGGGGCUGGUCCUGUGCCUCACCUACAUCUGCCUGCACUUCUACGCUCCUCCGGUGCCGCCUCAGCAUCCUCCAAUUCAAAGUAUCAGAGCACAGUUUACCCAGUGUGAUAGUGGCAAAGCUUGCCUGCUCAUGCCCCCAAGCAAGGAGGAGACCAUGAAGGUGCAAGACAACUCAAUCCCCAUCAACUGUGACGGGUUUUAUCUCAUCUCCCUGAAGGGCUACUUCUCCGAGGAGAUCAACCUCCACCUUUAUUACCGGAAGAACCUGCAACCGCUCUACUCCCUGAGCAAGGUCCAGAUCGUCAACUCCGUCACUGUGGCCUUUCUGGGUUUCAAGGACAAAGUCUACUUGAACGUAACCGCUCAUAAUACCUCGUGUCAAGACAUCCAGGUGAAUGGUGGGGAGUUAAUUCUCAUUCAUCAAAAUCCUGAUGAAUUCUGUGCCGAAUGA
This is a messenger RNA of Pteronotus mesoamericanus, 552 nucleotides long. RefSeq names its product TNF superfamily member 4 (gene TNFSF4). The record is from RefSeq and is a predicted model, not a curated record. Gene Ontology annotation, molecular function: tumor necrosis factor receptor binding; cytokine activity. The transcript is spliced from 3 exons. Gene Ontology annotation, cellular component: membrane. Gene Ontology annotation, biological process: positive regulation of T cell proliferation; inflammatory response; positive regulation of cytokine production. The coding region runs from base 1 to 552 and encodes 183 amino acids. NCBI's taxonomy places the organism in Eukaryota, Metazoa, Chordata, Mammalia, Chiroptera, Mormoopidae.